This is a messenger RNA of Somion occarium, 2386 nucleotides long. The record is from the annotation of a GenBank genome assembly. NCBI's taxonomy places the organism in Eukaryota, Fungi, Basidiomycota, Agaricomycetes, Polyporales, Cerrenaceae.
AACACACCUUGAUUCGGACAUUAUUCCUCUCGGACAGAUUUAACUUUUGAAGGUUCCGCAGUGAAUUGUUCUCAACUCUCACCGUCACAAUUGUCAGCUUAUUCAAUGUCUUCAAGCUAUAUCCAACUCAUACAAACAAGUAUACCCAAGGAAUAUUCUAAUCAAUUGGGUUCUUUACCAAGUUCUACCUGCGGUCUCUUCGAUCAUGUCCUCCGGUUUGCGCUGGGCGGAGACUGUCCUGAGGACGCGUCUUCGGAAACUAGGACACAAUGGAAGGAGCGACAAUCUAUGCUAGAGAAGUUAAAGAAGAAAAGACCACGAGAGGAUGGGGAGGAGCGCGAUGCAAAACGUGCGAGGACCGAUGAGCCAGCAUUGUAUUCGUUACACAACAUCCCCGUAACGUCCCCCAUUCGAAAACGCGUCCAUGUUUCUAUUCACAAGUCUUCUUUGUCCUUCAUCCAUCCUACCAGUGGCAAUGUAGAGUCCAGUAUUUCGCUGUCCUCACUUAGUCGCGUCUUCCUACUGCCAACGCGCGGAAAGGCUAAGCCACACUGGACAGUAGUUCUUCUAUCUCCAGAUACUCAAGUCAUCUUUGGGAUUGACGCGACACCUCCGCCAUUCGAAACAACUGAUGAGAAGGGCACUACGACAAAACAUCCCAAGAGCACACCGAUCAUCCCUCAUCUACGCACCUUCCUCUCACACCUUCCUUUUCCAACUCUCGAACCUAACCUCAAUGUUUUCAAAAGUGCUCUCGGAGCCACCUCUGGUACCGAAGGCUACCGUGGUGCGAAGCCAGGCACACUAUGGUUCUUACAAGAAGGCGUCCUUUGGGAUACUUCGAAGACAUGCGAGUUCUGGGACAUGCGUGACAUUGCCUCAGAUGGUGUACGCACUAUCAGUGCUACGGGACGCAGUUGUUCGGUUAUUCUCACAAGAAAAGAUGCAGAACAGGCCGUAGACAUCCAGAUGGUCGACGGGAAGGAGCAAGAACCGAUCGCACGAUGGGUGAAGGCACAUCAGCACCGGUUUGGAAAAUCAGACGAUCCUGGUGAAGCUCCGCCAGAAGAUUCAGACGAGGAGGACGAAGACUUUGUGCUUCACAGUAGUGAUGACGACGGGGGAUCCGCGACAAGUGAUAGUGACGAGAAUGAGGACAACGGCAGAGCGAACGGCGAUGAGGAAGAGGAGGCCGAGGAAUCUGGUGAGGAUGAGGAUGAGGUAGAAGAGCUUGAUCCUGCGAGACAUCCUCUGCUCAGACCGGGUGCCAUGCCUAAGAUGUCCCGCGCCGCUCUAGAGGCAGCGAUUGGGAUUGUACAGGACGAGUUCAUUGGUGGACCUGUAGAUGGGAGCGAUGGCGAGGAAGAGGGAGAAGAGGAUGAGCUGGAGGAUUGAUUAAUCCACCAUACCACGUAUGUGUUGUUAUAGAACGCAUUGAGGGUUGAGCCUGGCUGACCAAUCUUCCUAUCCUGCAUUGUAGAGCGGUGUUCCUAGUUCCAGUGUAGAUUACGUUGUUGGCAUGAAUGUCAAAUGUCAGCUUGGCUGGUUCGUCCGUCGAAUUGAUGAUCAGCAUCUCUGGAAGCUGACAACUCACCUGAGGGCACUUGCAUCUGUCAGAUUUCAUGCUUUGCGAUAGGUGAAUGCGAAAUUUCGGCAUCCUGGUUCUCUCUAAAUUGGCACAUCGCACUCGCGCUUCGGUCGACAACCAAGUUAGAACCUCCCCCUGCCCAGGUUUCUGCGCUUCUCAAAUAUGCAUGCAGGGCAUCGCUUCCCAAUCGCCCGAACGUGCCUGCAGGCGACUGCAACCUUGAAGUAUGUAAGUCACGUUGUUCGCUAAGCAUUAAUAUUAUUCUAUUAUCAUCAGAUCCUUAUUCUUGCACCCGGGCGAAUACCAACGCAAGUCCGUGAAACAUGCAGGUAAAAGAUUAGGAUGCAGUUGAAGGGGUAAACGGUCUCUCUCAAUUAUCGCCGACUCCUUGAGUAGGCGAGAUUAAUACUGUCAGGCAGCCCCCGACACAAAUCAAGUAUAUAUGAAGGACAUGCUGAAGCCGCACAGACCUUAGCUCGUACCCGUCCGCAACACGCCGCACCUGCACAUUAAUUUCAGCAUUCGCUAGUGGGAAGGAUCCGUUGAAUGCGGACCCAGAAAGUCCACGUCCACUGCACUCGGAGGAACCUAAGCGCUUCGUCAGGAGAGUUGAAGGGAUCGAGGUACUCGUUUUUACGAGAUCAAACUGUUCAACGACACCGGAGGAUACCUUAUCGCUCGUCAGUCAAGUGGUGCAGGGUAUAGAUACCGUUUGUAAGAUUUUUCACCUACAUAAUAAAAGUAGAGUAGGGCGCGUCGGUAGAUUUUGGACAAGUACGAUGCCUAUUCGAUAUUCAG